Rubroshorea leprosula is the source of this 2321-nucleotide messenger RNA. The record is from the annotation of a GenBank genome assembly. NCBI's taxonomy places the organism in Eukaryota, Viridiplantae, Streptophyta, Magnoliopsida, Malvales, Dipterocarpaceae.
AAGUGGAAGGAGCUCGGUUCCCUUUAAACAAGAUCUCGAGUUUGAGUCUUGUAAAUAGAGAAAUAGACAAUGGGAGGAGAUUCUCCCUUAUGGGGUCUAACGCGGCUAAACUCUGGGUUUAACGCGGCUAAACUCUGGGAAGUCAAGCUCAGUUGUGAGUUCAUUUUCAAUAUUGCUGAUGGAAACGUGGCAGAAAUGGGAUGUGCUGACUGGAUUGCCAUUGCUACUUUGGGCAAGCUCUCCGGUUCCUACACAGAAUCUUCCGCCACCAAUGUCUUAAGAGCAUACUGGGCUCCUUUACUCUUGCUACAUCUUGGUGGCCCUGACACCAUCACAGCUUAUUCCUUUGAAGACAACAAGCUUUGGAUUAGGCACCUCCUCAUCCUUGUUGUCAAAGCCAUUUUCGUCGUUUAUGUCAUUUGUUUGUCGUGGACCUUUUCUUGGAUCUCCUUUUUAAGUUUCCCUCUGGUCUUGGCUGGGAUUAUUAAAUAUGUAGAGAAGAUAUUGUGUCUCAAGCAAAAUAAUUCACAGAAAACAAAACCAGUCAUUUCUAAGUUCUUUAAUACCCAAAGUCCUCAAACCAAUAACUCUUCAGCCCUUAAUGACCAUCUAAAAGCAAACACAGAUGUGUUGGUUGGUUAUCUAUUGUUUAUAAUUAUGAGACCAGAUGUCAAUGAUUACUUCUCAUCCCAUAAUGUUUCCGAUGUUAGAAAAAAGGUAAAAGCUUAUAUCAAAGAAACUACAGGUUUAGACGGCCCUCGUGCUAUGGAAUUCUUUUUAAAAUUCAUUGACGACGAAUCAGUAGUUGUCAAAUCGAAUGGUGGUUUACACUCUUACGUUGCUGCAAUUGGGUUUAUAUUUGAUGUUGUUUACACCAAAGCUUCUUUGAUUUACACCAAGUUAGGAUGCUUUUUGCGCUUCACCAGUUUUGCUAGCUCCUUGUCAGUUCUACUACUCUUCUUUAUCAGCAUAAUUAAUGAGCCAAAAUUCCAUUUCUCAAGAAUUGAUAUUGGCAUAACUGGCAUCUUAUUGAGUGGAGCUAUUGCACUGGACCUUUAUGCAGCAUGUGUAAUGCUUUCUUCUGAUUGGGCAAUUCUUGUUGUGCAAUUUCAUGAUAUUGUGUUCGUACGCAAAAUAUUUAAGGUCGCCUUAAAGUGCUUCCCUUGCUUAUUGCGUCGAAGCGAAAGGUGGUCAAAUCAGAUGGGUCAAUUUGAUCUAUUGGAAUAUUAUUUGCGUUACAAUAAAAGGAACGUGAACCAACCAUGGGGCAUUCUACUGAAGAUCACUAAUGGCCGUGGAAUUGUUGAAAUGUGGAGCAAAUACUGGUUUACUAAAUUUGUGGAAGUUCCAAAUUAUUUGAAAAACGAUUACAAUUACGGCAACCUCUUUCAGUCAUUCUUUAUGGAGGAAGGAUUCAAGAUAUCAAGAGGAGAAAAGGCAAUACAACAUGAGCAACAAUUUGAUGAACUAAAAUGGAGCAUUGAAUUGGACUUUGAUCACAGCAUCAUAGUAUGGCAUCUUGCCACAAGUGUUUGCUACUUACAAGAGGAUCAUGAUGAAGAUGAAGCCAGUGUUAGCUCCUCAGAAGAGGAUCACGAUGAAAUCAAGAAAACCAGUAAACACGUAUCAGAUUACAUGAUGUAUCUACUAGCUAUGUGUCCUGCCCUGCUAUUGCCCGAGCACAGCAAGAGUUUUUGGCUUGAUCAUACUUAUGACGAGCUAAAAGGACUUGAGUUACCUGCAACUAAUUCAAGAAAUGCUGCUUCCGCAUUACUUUCUCAUCAAGAUAAUGUUCCCAAAGAGGAGAUUGAAUCCAGUGAGAGAUCAUUUGAAAACAUACUGGCAGAAGUGCUCCAAUUAGUCAGAGUUUUGAAGCAAUCAAGAAAUAAAUGGGUGCUGAUUAGGAAUGUCUGGAUGGAGAUGCUUUGUUAUGCAGCGUUUUCAAGUCAGCACAUUAGUCACCUUAAGCAGCUAGCAGAAGGCAUUGAAUUCCUCUCAAUCAUCUGGCUUUUUCCAAGUUUUGGUGUGAUGGCUAAUUUCUUGGAAGCCAACUAACGUGAUCAACAUCUGGGGGCUUGGUGGCCUUACAUCUCACUGAGAGAUCAUUUGAAAACAUACGGGAAGAAGUGCUCCAAUUAGUCAGAGUUUUGAACCAAUCAGGAAAUAAAUGGGAGCUGAUUAGGAAUGUCUGGAUGGAGAUGCUUUUUUAUGCAGCGGUUUCAAGUCAGCACAUUAGUCACCUUAAGCAGCUAGGAGAAGGCAUUGAAUUCCUCUCAAUCAUCUGGCUUUACCCAAGUUAUCGUGUGAUGCUUGGUUUCUUG